UUAAAUUAUGUCCUCCAGAACCGUGUGGCUCUCGUAUCGUUUCAUCCCUUAAUGGGUCUAUUUUCCCCACCCGAAAGAGAGCAAUUUGGUGAGCAAAAUAAAAAAAAAAAACAACCCCGCCGAACCGAACAGGUUAGGCGUGCCUUAUCGUGCGGGGGUGGCAGGCGGUAGAAGGAAGAAGAAGGUGGUGGAAAUUCGGAUAGAAAAACUGACCGACACCAUCGGGUUCGGGCACAUUGCACACGUGUCCGUCGGACGGAACGGAUCGCGGCAUCCUCCAUAAACACACGGACGCACGCAGGCACACGCACACAAACGCGCAUACAUUGCGCGGCAUGCGUGAUAUCCGGUAUCAUCAAUUUUUGGUUUUUAUUUUUUCGAUCGCCCCAUUUGAACAUUGCGAAUCGGGAAAUUGUUGUACGCGGAGCGGGAAAAACAAAACGCGUGACGGCACCGAACCAAUUGCAUAAGUGAUUGUAGUGGCUGGUGUUAAGUGUGUUAAUUGUGUGUGAAGAGGUUUUAAAAAAGUGAUAUGUGUGAAUCAUGUGUAUUGCUAAAACUGAUAACAAAACUGUAAGAUGUGACGGUGUGUCCUCCCAGAAAGCAGAACAGCAUUUUUUUUAGCAACAUUGUAAAAAGUUUUCCAAGAGUACAAGAAAUAGAAACGGUUCGUUCGUGUGUCGUCCGUAUGCGUGUGUGCACGUGUUUGUGUGCGUAGGGUGGGUUUAAUCUUCAAAUGCUCCAUCGUGUCCACCCCGUCCUUCUGCUACUUCUAUGUGGCUGAUAGCAGCAAAGGUGUGUGUGUUUUAAAUUGUUUCAGUUCAGACUGUUUCGCUGUGUUUCGAGUAAUCAAACAAACGUGUUAAGUGUACCAGGUGUAAUAAACGUAACUCAAGUAAAGAAAAGUGUGUGUUCCCAGGAAGAAAAAAAAACAAAGUGCGGCGAUUGAAGUUGCACAUUUAAGCUGUUUGAGCGCUUGGGAAAAACAAAAACAGGCAAACAAAACCCACUGUUAGACGGUUCGCCGGUAAAGCUAUGAAAUCUGUACACGGUACAGCCCGUACGGACCGUUCGGGGUCCGGGAACGCUUCCGGCGUGGAGUAAUGGACGUCUCGGUGGAAAAGCUGUAGCAACAACUUUCAACCCUUGCAAAGCUGCUGGAAAAUUAGCAACGUAAUAGCGAGUGCUGGUUGGAUGCACCUGUCACAGUAGGAAACAGUGGAAGUAGCAAGCAAGUGACACUCUUCAUCAUCAGCCACGUCUAAAGGGUGCUUGCCGAAUGUGGCCCAUCAAAGCACAUCGAUAGAAGUGCCGUGAAGAAAAGUUCUUUAAAAAGCCCCCGGAAGACGACAUUUCAAGCACACGGUUUUACAUUUACAUAAAUACACACACACACAGACAGAACAAAAAGAAGCGCACACACACACAAACACACACACAAUGUCAAAUUAAAUUCUCCUGGCGUCGAUUAGCGUAACAUGCGUGAAGCUUUUCCAAGUCUUCCAUUUGAUAACAUUACCGAAGAGAAGCUACUACUACUACUACUGCUAGCGGCCCGGCCGAGCCCGACGGCGCAGCACGAACCGCACCACGACGACGUACGGCGGCCGGACGAGCUGACGAUAAUCGGCGAAAAGAUAAUAAUUAAUCGUGAGGGUGAAACAAUUAAGCAAACAUUGGUGGAUAACGAGCACGACCAGCCGACGCUCCAGAAGAAUGCUGUACUUGAUACUGACGACACAGCGCAAAGCCACGCUGGCCAUCUGCCAGCAGCAGUCCUUACGGCAGCAACAGCAGCAGCAACGGCGUCGACGACCGCCACGACGUCACCCUCCGUCAGCUCGACGACCCAUCAACAGCAUCAGCAUCAUCAGCAGCAGCAGCAGCAUCAACAGCAGCACUCGGUGGCGGCAUCGGCCACCGCGGCUGCCGCCACCUUCUCCACCACCGCGACCACCUCGAUCUCGAGCAGCAGCGGUACAGCGGCCCUAGCGGCGGCUCCCGUACCAUUCUCGGGCGAGCUGGAGGAGUUGCAGUACAUACUGCACUUUCCCGAGGAGGUUGCGCUUCGCAUCACCGACAUGGAGUAUCAGCUGUUCUACCAGGUAUCGCCGGUAGAUUUCAUAAACGAGGCCAUCCUCGAGCUGAAGCGGGAACGGUGCGGCGUGGUCGCUGGUGGUGGCCGAGAGGGCGGAAGCAUCCAGUCGCCUUUUAGUAGCUUUAUAUCGUCACUGAAUCCCAUACGCAAACGAUUCGAUGAGACCAGCGCGUGGACCAACUAUAUUGUGCUCUCACAAGGUACACAAGACGAACGAAAAGCGGCCUUUGCAUGUCUGUUGCGUGUUGCUAUUUCAUGCUGGAAUAUCGGAAACUUCAAUGGUGCUAAAGAGAUAGUGGAUGGUCUGAAAUCAAUCAAAAAGGAAGCAUUCUGGACGUCGGCCACGGAUCGUACGGGACGGAAUACGGUGUACGAGUUUCUUACGACCGUGUUCGAUAGCUUCGAGUAUGAUAAUGCGGUUACGCGGGCUCUGGACAUACCCACGUGCCGUAUGAUACCGUACUUCCGGAACCACGUCGAUGAGAUCAAAACCCUGCUACUGACCGUACCACAGUCCAUCGGCCCAACCGGUUCGGACGGUGGUGAGAACCCGGUCGAGAAGUACUUCCUCGGUGAGGUGAAACCGCUUCCACUGCGGGAAGAUGAAGAGUUCAUUGCGAGACUGCUGCCACUGGCGUUACCGAUCGAUUGCCGAGUGCGGACACCGGUUCCCACCGAACCACCGGACAUCCCGUCGGAUGAAUCGACCGAACCGUUGCUACUGUCCGACGACCGCGAUGAGUCGUCCGGUGUGGCGGAAGCAGAUCGUGAGGAGCUGCUCGACCAGAUACAGCUACGGGCGGAACCGGCCGUUAAUCGGCUAACCGCAUUCAUCGACCACCAUGAUCAGCUGUGCCGGGAGUUACCGCACAGCCUACUGGAGUACCUACGGGCGGCGGCCAACAGUCCGCGCCAAACGAAAACCCCACUCUACAUCUACCAGCCCUCGAACCUGCAGGAACAGGAGGAGGACUACGAGGUGGAGAUCGGUAACUAUAAUCCGGUGCAGCCACUAUUUUACGACCACGGGAUCAGCAUCAUACCGCUCUCGUCCCAGAAAACCAAUGCCAUCGAUCAUCACAUACUGCAGAUUCUACACCAUGGUACCACGUGUGUACUCUGGGAACCGGAGACACCGUCGGAUCGGUCGUCCUACGUAUACCUGCGGCUGGAGCGCUCCUGUUCGUUCGUUUCGUGGCAAAGGACGGCCUGGCGGCGUAUUAAAUCCCAACAAGCAGACUUUAGCCUUAACGUCAACCCGGAGGAGAUAGUGGCGUGGAAGUUUGCCAAUCGCUAUGCAUCGAAUGUCGGCGAGCUGGAAGGCCAGUGCCAGAAUCUGGACGAGGGUAUGCUGGAUCUCGGCACGAUAAAGGAAAUCAAUAUGGGCUCGCGGAACCACGAGUACGAUGCGGAGAUACUGGCGGCCGGCAAGCGCUUCGGUCUAACGCAUGUCGAGUGCUGCGUGACGCUGCUGUACGGUAACUCGGCCAGCGAAAACCGGAUACUGUGCAUCCUCUGUCCGCCGAUGCUUUGCCGGGCGUGGUACGUUGGGCUGAAUUGGAUGCUGCGCGGUAUUCGGCGGCAGCAGAUACUGAUCGACCGGUCAAUGCUGUGGCUGAAGGAACUCUACAUCCAGCUGUACUUCGAGGAAGGUGCCUGCAGUGAACCGAGCGUGGCCGAUGCCAUCAAAGCAUUCGGUGGCCGCUGUUACGGGCUAUCGUCCAUCAAGUCGUGGUCCGGUUCACAGAUUAACGAUGCGAGCGAAACCAGUACCGUCGCAAAGAAGGAUUCGUCGACGACCAAAAUACGCAAGAAGCGGUCCGUCGUCAAUUUGCUGAACCAAGCAAACCCCACCGGUAGUGGCGGCGGAAGCGGAGGCGGUGGUAGUGGCAGUGGAGGCGACACAACACCCUCCGAUACGAUGUUGCUGGAUACGCGCGACUACCGGACGCGGUCUAUCGAGCGACGCCGCGAACGGAAUGGCUCGAACGAUCAGCUCUGGCAGAAUGUGAAGCAUCUUCGCAUCGGGUCAGUUACCUACGAUACUCAAUUAGAUUUUUUAAGCUUCGUUUCACUGUAUCGAUCGUUUAGUUUAAUUGCACGGCAGGACCUGCGUGAUAUUUUCGACCAGCUCUCGGUGACCACCAUAUCGAGGACGACGCUGAACGGGGAGAAAAGCCGUAGUGCACCAGAGCUAUCGGAAGCUAUGGUCAAGCGAAAGAUCGGACUUUUGACACGCAAUUGCUCACUGGACAUGGAUCUGACCGAGGCGAAGCACACGCAGAAGAAGUAUUUCGACGCAAUAGCAGCCUCAAGCAUCGCCCACAUUGCUGCUAGCAACGAUUUCCUUUCGUGCAGCAACAAAGUCAUCACGAUAUCGACGCUGAAAAAGUUUCUCGAAACGCGCCAGAUGGAAAUCAAAACCGAUGAGGAUGUGAAAGCCAUUAUACAGCGACACGAACCGGAAGCGGCACAUCGCAUUGAGAACUGUCUCAGCUUUGAGGGAUUCGCCCGGUACAUGAUCGACAAGGACAACUACGCAUUUCUCAGCGAAAUCAUGCCGGAAAGCACCUACAUGAACCUGCCGAUGUCUCACUAUUACAUUGCGUCCUCGCACAAUACGUACCUCACCGGGCAUCAGCUAAAGGGUGAAAGCUCGGUCGAGCUGUACAGUCAGGUGCUGCUAACAGGUGCACGCUGCGUUGAACUUGAUUGCUGGGAUGGUGACGAUGGUACACCGGUCAUCUACCAUGGGCACACGUUCACCACGAAGAUUCCCUUCCGAGCCGUCGUAGAAGCAAUAAAUAAAUCUGCCUUCAUUCAAUCUUCCUACCCCGUGAUACUUUCCAUCGAGAACCACUGCUCGGUGCAGCAACAGCAACGGAUGGCCAACAUAUUUCAGGCAAUCUUCGGUGAGAAGCUGGUGACUAACUUUAUGUUCGAUCAGGACUAUAGCGAUGAACCAUACCUGCCGUCGCCGCUUUCGCUCAAGCACAAGAUACUGAUCAAAAACAAAAAGCUUAUAGUCGAAAUACCGGCAACCUUAUCAACCGGUUUAACACGACAGAACACCUUCAAACAAUCGAAUUUAUCCAGCAGAGCCAGUUCAAUUAUAUCAAACACUAGCGGUAGUUCGCUGAAUGAAGAGUUUAGCGAUGACGAGUAUGAGGAUGAUGACGAUUUUGACAAUAUUGAUGAAAAAACAUAUCAUACAACUUGGGGAUCAAUAGAAGAUAAGUAUAGGCAUAGUGUGUGCCAUUCCAACAUCACGCCGACAAAGUCGAAAGUCCAAGACCAAGACGAACGAUCCCGCAAGCGCAGCAACCAGAUUGCCCGAGAGCUCUCCGACCUGGUGAUUUACGUGCAAGCAAUAAAAUUUCGCGGCCUGAACCCCUACAGUCCGCACAACUCAAUACGUGCCAAUCCGAAGCAGCAGCAGCAGCAGCAGCAACAGCAGCAACAGAGUCAACAAAGCCAGCAGAAUCUGCCCAAUGCUCAGCAAAUAUCCCAACAGCAGCAGAAUGUGCUGAAAACAAGCGGCUCGGUCGUGACGGUUGGAAGCAUACUGAAGAACAGUUCCGGCGACACGCUUAGUUUGCCCUCGUCCAGUCAUCUGUCGGACAGUCUGUCGCUGAGCUACGAUGCGUCCAGCAUCAGUGGAAGCGAAUCGCAUCUGCCACCGCUAUCGAACUCGACUCGGAAUCGAACCCUACCGAACGCCAACCAUCCCUGCUACCAGUGUUCCUCGAUCAACGAGGCUAGUGCGAAAAAGCUCUGCCGGAAAGACCCGCUAGGGCUGAUCGCCCACACAGAAUCGCAGCUGAUGCGUACCUAUCCGGCCGGCCUGCGGAUAGACUCGUCCAACUUUAAUCCGGUGUUUUUCUGGUCGUUCGGCAUACAGAUGGUGGCGCUCAACUACCAGACGGAGGACAUUCCCAUGCACAUCAACAAAGCGAUGUUUGAGGAAAACAAUAGCUGCGGGUACGUGCGCAAACCGGACGUACUGUGGAACCGGUCGCAUCUCAUGUACCGGCGGUACAGUCCGUUGGAGAAGGAGUUCGAUGGUUUGCACGUGACACAGCUCGUGCUGAACAUUGUAUCGGGUCAGUACCUCAACCAGUCCAGCCUAUACUCGAGCACGUUCGUCGAAAUAGAGCUGCUCGGAAUACCGGUGGACUGUGGCAAGCGCAAGACGAAGAUCAUCCGCAAGAACUCGUUCAACCCGCUCUGGAACGAAACGUUCUACUUCAAGAUCAUGUUUCACGAUCUAGCGUUCCUGAAGUUUAGCGUGUACGAUGCCGAAACGGGGCUCGUUAUAGCGCAGCGAGUAAUAUCGCUAAAAUGUAUCCGGCCAGGAUAUCGGCAUGUACGGCUCCGUUCGCCCACCAACCAACCGCUCAACAUGGCCUCGCUGUUCGUUUACACGCGCGUGGAGGAAGAAAGCCUGGACCGAUCGUACGAUGAGAUCGACGAGCAGUACCUGCAGCAGCGGGGUGAGAAAAACCGCGGAGGUCGUGGAAAUAAUAGUGGAGCCGACACUAGCGAUGUGCCCGUACUGUUUGAGGCGAGCCGACUGGACGUCGUCAACAGUCUGGAGAGCAAGGUGCCCCAGCUGAAGCGGAAAAUGUUUUUUCUCACCGUGUACGACGUGGUGCCCGACAAGCCGUACACGAUCCUAAAGAUCACACAGGAAAGCACAACGAAGGACGUGCUGACGCAGGCGAUGCAAAAGAUGAACAAGUCGGCCCAGGACAUGUCCAACUUCAUACUGAUCGAGGAGGUGUACCGAGGUUGGGAGAAGAAAGAUCGCCUGCUCCCACCGAGCCAGCGCGUACUCGAUAUGACGGAGAAACCGCUGCAGGCGCAGGGUCACUGGAAGGGUGAGGGACGCUUCAUUCUGAAGAAGAUCGGCAACGAUCCGAGCAGCCGGGCGUGGGUUACUUCCAUUCGGCGGACGACCGAUCGGCGUGCAUCGCUCGCGGCCACCAUGGCGGGUGCGGCCGGUGGUAUCGGCGCGUCUGGCGGUGCCGGCAGCGGAAAGGAACCGACCGCGGACGAUCUGCUUGCGCUCGAGAACGUGGACAACUUUCUCGUGUGCGUGUACAACGUGUCGCAAGACAUCCCGUACGCGAUAUUGCGCGUACCGAUGAAAUCCACCGCACAGGACGUGCUGGCACAGGCACUGCUGAAGGCGCGCCGACUCGACAACCCCAACAACUUCGUACUGGUGGAGGAGCUCAACUACAGCAACAAGAGUAACGACACGAUGCAGCGCAUCCUGCUGGACGACGAGAAUGUGUACGUGACGCAAGCCAACUGGAAAACGAUCGGACGCUUCGUCAUCCACGAGCGCAGCCAGCUAACGCCAUCGACGAUCCGCAAAACGAUCCUACCGAUCGAGAAGAUCAGCCGCGGAUUCAGCAUCAGUCGCGGAUCUUCGUCCUCCUCUACCUCGGUGCACUCGUUGGCUUCCAAGUCACCGAUACAGGUGGCGCUGAGUGAUCCCACCGCAUCUUCGUCUACGUCCCGGUUUAAAUCGCGUUCGGCCGGUGCGCACGAGUCAGCGUCCGCAUCCGGGUCGGGUGUGGGGACCAAGUCGCGCCACCACGGACACGGUCGGACAAAGUUCAGCUCGGAAAAGGAUACAUCCUUCUCCAGCACCAGCGCCGGCAAUGCCGGGUCCAAGUCAGCCAACAGGCGGGAAGUUCACUCCGAGGGUGAAACGCUCAGUGACGAGGAAACGAAGGAAUCCGACAUCAUGUCCACGAUGUCGCGCUUCAAACGCAUGUCUAUCAAGAAGCUAAAGUCCUGGAAAUCCUAACUCGGUACCCUGCGGGAUAUUUCCGCGAGUGGGGAAAUGCUUGCAGCGAGCUAGCACAACGGCAACUGGCCGAGACAACAGUGAGCAAAAUGAUAGGUAGGGUUAGAGAAGGGAAAACGAAAGCUAAAGGUAGAAGACACAGGCACACAAAAAAAGAAAGAUGCACAAAUGCAACCGUAAAGCUGCCGCUUUACUUUCCCCACAUUGGCAGCAGAGCUGCAUCCGAUUUUUCUAAGCAACAACACUAAUACUAGGUACUCGUUUUAUUGCUAUCAGCUACACAUCUAUUACUACUAUUAUAUCGCGCUUGCGUUUGUAAAAGGCUUCAAGCUUCAAGCGACCAGAAAACGUUCGAGUGCGCGCUUGGUUGAUGCUUCAAACAUUAGGACAUUUGAUAGCACGAAUGCCACCACACCGAUACGCCUCACGCGCCACGAUGAGAUAGAUUAUGUACACUUAUGUCCGUAAAAAAGGGUUGGACCAUCCCCAGUACUGUUUCCUGUGAUUUUGUGCCCAUCUUCACGCUGUUCACGCCCUCCAACCUAGAGAGAAACGUGUUUUAAUCGACGGCAAGACAAUGAGUAGGAGCAAUAUGGAGGGCAUUACACGCAUUAUUAUAGAUAUAAAUCUAGAGCACCCAAUAGGGAGAGAAGUUUUUGGUGGACGUGUUUGAGAGGGCAGGUAGGAAGGAAAGAAGAAAGGAACAGCAUCAUGCAGCAGCUGCAACAAUAAACAGACGUAGCAUAUUCUAAUCAUAUUCUCACUAAAUCUCACACUCCUCGUUAAACUAGCUGAUAUGCAGAAAUUACAACUCGUUUGCGACACUAUGAUAGAUUCAAUGUCCGUGCUAAAAAGGGAAAACUAGACGCACUAGCGCAUCCUUUUUUUCCGUCGUAAUGUGGGAAAACAAGGAAUAAAACAGAAACCCUUUUUGGCGGUUGAGCGUUAACGAUGACGAAGAUAUAUGAUAGUAUUAGCGGUAAUUAAAAUAAUCUUAAACACGCCCUAAGCCCUUGGGAGAAAGAGAAACAAAAGCAACAAAAAAAAAACAAAACCGAGCAAAGCAAACACAUGUUGAUAACACGUUAAUAAAUAUUUAAUAAGCUAGCGAGUUCAAAACAAAGUGGGCAGUCCAGGAAAGGAAGCAAAAAAAAAGGAGGAAAAAACAAAAAACGAUAUCGGUAGGGUACUAGAAUAGAAAGGACAAGCAAAAACGGGCAAGUUAAUAAUAUCAAGCAUCAAGUGCAAAUAAAGGAUGAAAGCAAAGGGUGGCAGAACGAAAUGCACAGAAGGCAGAAACAAACCAUGUGAUAAUAAAAAAAAGAAAGAAAGUUUAAAUUGGAUAUACAUUUUUGAAGUAUCAGAUUGACCUAUUCUUUCAACCAACUAACUAGUAACAUUGAACGAAUAGUAGGAAGAAAAUGUUAUAUUUUGUAUACACCUUCUUACAAAACAAAAACAAAAAAACAACACUGCACACUUUCACACGAACACGAACGCUCUUCUCAAAUAGCGAACAUUAGUGGACAAAAUCAUUCUUCAGCUACACAAACAAAUACAUAUUCAAUAGAAUACGUAGUACUAAACGAUCCAUUGUUGGCAUAACUUGAAACAAGCUCUUGUUGUAUAUCAAACCUUAAACCACAUGUACAAUAUUUCAUGCGUAGAAACCGAAAGACACAUACCAUACAAACGCCAUAGAAGUUGUAGUACUACAUUUCCUAAAACAGAAAAAAAAACAAA
Anopheles funestus (African malaria mosquito) is the source of this 9662-nucleotide messenger RNA. Its product is annotated as 1-phosphatidylinositol 4,5-bisphosphate phosphodiesterase epsilon-1-like. Lineage: Eukaryota; Metazoa; Arthropoda; Insecta; Diptera; Culicidae. The coding region runs from base 1479 to 7919 and encodes 2146 amino acids. The transcript has 16 exons. Gene Ontology annotation, biological process: lipid metabolic process; phosphatidylinositol-mediated signaling; small GTPase-mediated signal transduction. The record is from RefSeq and is a predicted model, not a curated record. Gene Ontology annotation, molecular function: phosphatidylinositol-4,5-bisphosphate phospholipase C activity; guanyl-nucleotide exchange factor activity.